Molecule: messenger RNA, 786 nt
Organism: Brassicogethes aeneus
Lineage: Eukaryota; Metazoa; Arthropoda; Insecta; Coleoptera; Nitidulidae
Source: the annotation of a GenBank genome assembly
UAGUAACAUAAUUUUAAUAGAUUAAAUUGUUUUCAUAGUUCAUUUAGGUUUCUAUAGAGGGCAGCACGUAUUGUUUUGAUCUCAAAUUUUGACGUUUCUUUAUGAUUAAUAUUUUCCCUUUUAAGUUAGUUUUAGAAGCCCCAUAGAGCUUAAAAAUGCCCAGUACUUCACAAAUACGGAAUUUUAACCUGAAGGUUAUUUUCCUAAUACAUUUUUGCUUUAUUGCUUUGAGUUUGAUGGGGUAUUGGGCCACAAACGCCUAUUUCUUCUACAAUGCCAUAUUAAUUUUGCUGUUGAUUUGGAGUAUACAUCACGAUCAACUGCAAGAACCUCUCCAAUUGGCAAUCGUCGUGAAUGGUUGUUCGAUUAUUUUGGAUGUGUUAUUGUUGGUUAUGAGUUUUCCAAAUAGUCAUGAGGCCCGUGAACGUUUUUCAGUUGCCAUGUGUAUUUUGCAUAUGAUUGUAAGACCAUUCAGCACUUUUUUGCUUAUAAGGGAUCUGGAAACAAGAUCUGCCGGAGCAGGGGAUAAUUUUUAGGUUUACUGGCUGGGGGUCGUGAAGCUUACGAAGAUAUCGAUAAAACCGGCCCCCAAGCAUCUGGAAGUAAAACCGGGGGCUACAAUUUCGCCACUGCAGAACAAAUUUAGUUAUUUAAUUCAAAAUAAUUCUUAAGAAUAAAAAUGUAUCUUGUAAAUAAUAUAUUUGUAGCUUUAUAGUAACCCAAAUGCAUUUUAGGUAUUAAGGUAAUUGUUGUGUUAAUAAAAUAAAUAAAACUCAUUUAUAUGCC